AUUCUCUGUUAGUUGAUUGGGAGAUUUCAUCUGGAACAGACCGCAUUCGUGGCUUAUCGGUAGAAACAGAGGCGCUUUUCCGAAAUGUGGACCAAAUCCUUGAUAUACGUCGCGAUCUUUGGCCUUUUUUGGGGGUCGAUUGCGGGAACUGCAGUUGAUCAGUUUGGGAUGUAUGGUGGUUCACCCAUCACCACCACGGAAAAGAGUAAUGCCGAGUUGCGCUGCAUGAACAUCAAUCCGCAGCACUCGGUGGACUUGGAACAGAUAAUGGGCCUCUGGUACGGCAGCGAGAUCAUCGUGCACAGCCAAGACUUUCCGGGCACAUACGAGUAUGACUCAUGUGUCAUCAUCCAUCUAGCCGAUGCCACGGAUAUGAUUCGUUUGAGCCAGGCAAAUCGCGGCUAUGGCUAUGGAAAUCCGGACUACAACCGGAAUCAGAACAACUAUGGACGCACCACCACCACCCAAUCCUCUUAUCUGGACAGCGAUGAGUACCAGUCCAGAUCCAAUCAGCGCCAGCAGAAGUAUCUCCGCUUGAUCUGGAGCGAGCGCGACAACAACCUGGAGUACACCUUUAACUACACCUCCAGUGCACCUGGCCAUUGGUCGAACAUUGGGGAGCAGCGAGGAUCCCUGGUCACCCUGAACAGCUACACCCAGUUCACGGGCACCGUCCAGGUGGUGAAAGCGGUCAACGAUCACCUGGUGCUGACCUUCUGCGGCAACGAUGUGAAGAGCUCCAUAUACACAGUGGUUCUCACCCGCAAUCGCCUUGGUCUCAGCUCAGAUGAGCUGCGUAGCAUCCGGAACCUGCUUUCCCGCCGUGGACUCUACACGGAGACCAUUCGCAAGGUGUGCAACGGAUGUGGGCGGUUGGGCGGCAGCCUCUACGCCCUCUUAGCUCUUUUGCUGGUGGCACGCUUGGCCUGGGGGCGUGGCCAGUGAGCUGGAGGGGAUCGUCAGAUCGCCAGAUCGCCGAAGUGCAGCCGGCGUAUUUAAUGAGUCCAGCCAUAUUACGUUAAUUUAUGUAUAAUUUUCUUAAGCAAUACACAAGAGAGAUCGGCGAGUGCGCUCCCCGAAAACUAACUACUCACA
Messenger RNA from Drosophila erecta, 1095 nucleotides. RefSeq lists its product as uncharacterized. The transcript is spliced from 4 exons. NCBI's taxonomy places the organism in Eukaryota, Metazoa, Arthropoda, Insecta, Diptera, Drosophilidae. The record is from RefSeq and is a predicted model, not a curated record. The coding region runs from base 85 to 945 and encodes 286 amino acids.